UGUCGGACUUCUAUAACGAGCCUCUUUAAAACUGCUGCUCCAUACAGGUUAUUAAUCUAGUCACAGGGACCUGCACUUUGGAAGUACGCAGUACCAUUGGCAAGAGUUGCGCUGCUGCAUUUCGGUGUUUUCAUCCAUUGUUGUGGACUUACUUCGUUUUGCUCUCAAGAACAGUGAGGAAACAUCAUGCUGCUCCUCUUACUUGGAAUCGUCAUUCUGCACAUCGCAGCUCUGGUGCUGCUCUUCGUGUCCACUAUAGUCAGUGCAUGGGUUGUGAAUCCCACCAGCAGCUCAGACCUCUGGACAAACUGCACCACAAUCAAUGCAGACUAUAAAUGUGACCCUGCAAACUCUGGAGUUUGGAUCCAGGCAGUCCAAGCUCUCAUGAUCCUGUCAAUCAUCUUCAGCUUCCUGUCUCUCCUCCUGUUCUUCUGCCAGCUAUUCACACUCCAAAAGGGUGGACGCUUCUUCCUUACUGGAGCAUUCCAGAUCCUUGCUAGUCUGUUCGUUAUGAGUGGAGCUAUUAUUUAUACAGUAAUGAAUGGCGAGUGGGUCCAUCCAUCAGAGUCCUUUGGCUUUUGCUACAUCCUGGCCUGGGUAGCCUUCCCUCUGGCACUCAUAAGUGGUUUAAUCUACGUCAUCUUGAGAAAACGAGAGUGAGGUGGCAACCUUCUGUGGCCGCAAUCGUGUAAAGCUCUUAAGCCAAUGUAUCGCUCUGCACCCACAGAGAAGUGAAAUCACCUAGUAUCUUCAUCCGGGGUGGUCAUUCAAAAUCAACUCAACUGCCACCCCAAAAAUACAAAAUCAAUACUGUCAUAAUUUGAAGAUGUAUAUAGUAUCUAUGGUUAAAACCUAUUUAUAACACUUUUUACAUAUAUGUAAAUAGUAUUUUAUGUUUGCUCUGUUGACAAAGAACCUCGGAAAAGUUUUUCUUUACGCUAAUUAAGUGCCUAGAGUGUGUUUUUGUCACAGAAACUUGCAUAAUUAGCCAUAAUGUGUGUUUGUGUGUCAUUUUCUUUCCUUAUAAGGCCAAAAAUACAUAUACAAAGUUGCUUUGAGGUAUUUUAAACAAAGUGCAUGUAUUAAAUUAUAGGGACAGUGAAAGAAGUGUUUCCAAUGAAGCUGCAUUGAGAAUUUGUAAAGAAAACCAUGUUUAGGAAAGCUGUUUUUUUUCUUCUAAUAUUUUUAAAGCUUUGUUUUUCUGUUUUCCAACAAAAAUGGUGCUAUGUAUUUACCAUUCCUUUAACUAUAGCCAUUUAGCUUUUAUUUAGAAGGACAUAACAUGACUGAAAGCCACAACUAGAACACAUUUGAAUACAUAUUUAAAUAUAUUGUGUUUGUGCCUAUACAAUGCUGUAUAUACUGUACAGUACUACUCACUAAAAAUUUUAAUUUUAUAAUAAAACAAAAUAUGUUCUGAGUAACACAUGACUUGGUUAUAAAUGUAGUUUUGGGAGAUGUGAUGGAGGAAUUGUACUAACAACUGUCUAGGGUAGAAUAGUUUUAGUGGGAUUUAGAAAGUUACUUUUAAGAGCAGCAUUAGCAGCAGGAUUUGAGAAAGGCAGUAAUUCAUUUAGUCCGUGUAACAAAUGUUGCUUGUUUGUAAAGUGUUUGGUGAGUUUGAUCACCUGUUAGCCUUGUGAUGUCAGCACAAUCAGGGCAUUACAUAAUUAAACACUGCAUAUUCAAAUCCAACUACAGAAUAAAAAAUAUGAAAUGAAAUAUAAAUGAAGGAACAUGAAAUAGUGGUACAUGUUUUUUUUUUUUUUUUUUUUCUCCAAGUACACCAAUCUGACAACAUAUAGCCCUUUUGUAUUUUAGUUAAUCGAUCGUGAAAAAACAUAUACUAAAGCAUCAAAGUGGCAGUAUUGUUGGGAAAAAAUGUGUUAUGGACUGGCACGAUGGUGGUACAUUUUGCAUGCAUUGGCAACACUUUUCAAUACUUGAAACAUAACAUGCUGCAAUAUCUACCAUCUUGUGAUGUUCUUGUUCUACUGAAACGCAUAACUCACAGUAACUCACGGCAUACUAAAAGAGAAUUCAACGUAUUACUUAUAAUUUCGAAAUUGUCACGUUUAUUACAGGAUCAGAUUAAUUCAUCUGCAACAGCGAAAACAAUAUUGUUUUGUUAUGAUGAACUGAACAUGUCUGUUUUCAUUGUUGAAAUGGAUACUCUGUUGGUCAAAUGGCCCGAAGAAUGUUUAAAUGACUAAAUCCCCUUUCAGAUUGUAUUCUGUGACUGAACAAAGUGGCAACUUUUAUGCACAGCAGAAACAAAUAUUUUACUUGCAAUAAAGCUAUGAUAUCUUGA
This is a messenger RNA of Myxocyprinus asiaticus (Chinese sucker), 2311 nucleotides long. It is a transcript of the gene pmp22b, whose product is annotated as peripheral myelin protein 22b. The record is from RefSeq and is a predicted model, not a curated record. Lineage: Eukaryota; Metazoa; Chordata; Actinopteri; Cypriniformes; Catostomidae. The coding region runs from base 187 to 660 and encodes 157 amino acids. Gene Ontology annotation, cellular component: plasma membrane. The transcript is spliced from 5 exons.